AUGCCUUAUCCUCUACAUACAAGUAACCAAACUCUGUUUUCAUUCCUUUAUUAACGAAAAGUUUCGGUAUCACUGAAAAAAAGAACAGAAAUCCAAAUAUAUUAAUAAAAUAUUUUUUGUCCUCUUUCAUGCUUUUCUUGCAAAUAAAUCGGUCUAUUCACAUGGCCGGCUGAUAAAUGAGAAACGAAUUUGGGAAAUAAAUCACAAACUGCCACUUGUUAGAGAUACUCUCUCAAUCAUGUUGACUGAGGUAUGAUAAACCAGUAUCCUCGUCUCAUAUAUAUGACAUUUACUUUUCAAUCUCAUUCCAUUCUUACUCAUAUAUGUUACUAUAUAACUUUGUAAUGAAAUCAUUUGUUACCUUUUUUGAGACCAUAAGAGUUUAAAUUCAUUGAGUCUAUCACAAAUAGUGAGCACAAACGAUUCUUCCUUUAAUAAUCAAAUUAAUAAAAUAACAUCAAAUCCGUUUAGUAUGUUAUAACCGGCGUCAUCGUAUUAAAUUAAUCUUAAUUGUAAAUAUUGUUAAAAACUAUUGAAAAGGGAAAAUUCUAAAAAAGAUUAUUGAGAUCCACAGGCAUCAGAAAACCUUCAGAAGAACUGAUAUCAUCUCUCUACCAAAAUAUAUAAUUUACAUAUUAUAUACAAAUGGUUUUGUUCUCUACUGUUUUUCUUUAAAGUGGAUUCAUGAAUCUUUCUACACAAAACGAGUGUUGAUCUUAGAGAGAACCGUCUUCUGCAGAAACUGUUGGUCAUUGAUCGUCUUUAUAUGCGUUAAUGGAACGCACGUUCUCUCUCUCUUAAAAACAUUUAAAUUAAUCAAAACUCAACAAGUAGUAGUAGUCUUUCACUCGUUCUACAUCUCCUAACGUGAGCUGUUUAAUUAAUCUCUCUCUUCUCCCUCUCCAUCUCUUUUGUUCUUUCACGUGAAGUCAAACUCAAUAAACUCUGUUACAGCCCAUGAAUGAUCUCCUUCUCUCUCCCUGCCCUUGUCUGAACAUGAAGAAGUCUGCUCAACAUCUCAUCCUCUGAUUCGUUUCCCAUUACCCUAAACAAGCAGAAGAAGAAGCUUCUGCUUUCAACAUUACACACAUGGAGUUCAAAAGAGACAAUACUGUCAGAUUCUAUGGAGACGAGAAGCAAACCCUAGAAGUAACAGAGAAGCGUCUACCAUUACCAAUGUUCAAAUCAUCAGCAGCUCCAUUUCAAAAACAAGAGUUAGGAAUCUCGAAGAAGAGUAUCUUCAAGAUCCCUAGGUUCGGUAGAUUCAAAGUCUUCCCGGAGAAUUUCGAGAUCGAGAGAGACAAGAUUCUAGAUCCUGGUGGUGACGUGGUGCUUCAAUGGAACAGAGUUUUCCUCUUUUGGUGUCUCGUCGCUCUUUACGUAGACCCUUUGUUCUUCUUCCUGUAUUCAGUCAAACGCACUGGACGAUCCUCUUGUAUGACCACGGAUUUGAAUCUUGGAAUCGUCGUUACUUUCUUCAGAACGCUAGCGGAUCUCUUCUACGUCUUGCACAUUGUCAUCAAGUUCAGAACGGCUUACGUGUCUCGCACUUCGAGAGUGUUUGGUCGUGGAGAACUUGUGAAAGAUCCUAAGUUGAUUGCUAGAAGAUACUUGAGAUCAGACUUCAUCGUUGACCUCAUCGCUUGUUUGCCUCUUCCUCAGAUUGUUAGUUGGUUUAUUUUGCCAUCAAUUAGAAGCUCUCACUCAGAUCAUACAACAAAUGCACUUGUCCUCAUUGUUCUUGUUCAAUACAUUCCUAGGCUUUAUCUCAUUUUCCCUCUAAGCGCUGAGAUUAUCAAAGCUACCGGAGUAGUCACAACCACAGCUUGGGCCGGUGCUGCUUACAAUCUUCUUCAGUAUAUGCUUGCUAGUCAUAUUCUAGGAGCGGCGUGGUAUCUACUGUCGAUACAACGGCAAGCUACAUGUUGGAAAGCAGAAUGUCAUAAAGAAUUUGCGCCUCUAGAAUGUGUUACAGAUUUUUUUGACUGUGGUACAUUGCACCGACCAGACCGGAAUAACUGGCAGAACAUAACAGUGGUCUUCAGCAACUGUGAUCCUUCGAAUGAUAUCAAAUUCACUUUCGGGAUCUUCGCGGAUGCUCUCACCAAGAACGUGGUUUCUUCGCCGUUCUUGGAGAAGUAUUUGUAUUGCUUAUGGUUUGGAUUACAGAAUCUAAGUUCUUACGGACAGAAUCUUGAUACAAGCACCUCUGUUCUUGAGACCAUGUUUGCUAUCCUCGUGGCUAUCUUUGGUCUUGUUUUGUUUGCUCUUUUAAUCGGAAACAUGCAGACGUAUUUGCAAUCGAUCACUGUGAGGCUUGAGGAGUGGAGACUGAAGAGAAGAGACACAGAAGAAUGGAUGGGACAUCGUCAACUACCUCAGGAUCUUAGAGAACGAGUGAGACGUUUCGUUCAGUAUAAAUGGUUAGCUACUCGAGGAGUUGAUGAAGAAACCAUUCUUCAUUCAUUACCAGCAGAUCUUCGAAGAGACAUCCAACGACAUCUCUGUCUUGACCUUGUUCGUCGUGUACCGCUGUUUGCGCAAAUGGAUGAUCAGUUACUAGACGCGAUAUGUGAACGGUUAGUGUCAUCUCUAAGCACACAAGGGAACUACAUUGUACGCGAAGGUGAUCCGGUGACGGAAAUGCUCUUCAUCAUCCGUGGAAAGCUCGAUAGCUCGACGACUAACGGAGGCAGAACCGGUUUCUUCAACUCAAUCACACUCAAACCAGGAGAGUUCUGUGGAGAAGAGCUUCUUGCAUGGGCACUGCUUCCAAAAUCAAAAGUAAACUUACCAUCAUCUACAAGAACGGUGCGAGCUUUAGAAGAAGUUGAAGCCUUUGCUUUACAAGCAGAGGAUCUCAAGUUUGUUGCUAACCAGUUCAGGCGUUUACAUAGCAAGAAGCUGCAACACACGUUCCGUUACUACUCUCACCAGUGGAGAACGUGGGCUGCUUGUUUCGUACAAGUGGCUUGGAGACGGUAUAAGAGAAGAAUGGUGGCUAAGAGUCUUAGCUUGGCUGAGUCAUUCUCAUCUUAUGAAGAAGAAGAAGCUGUUGCGGUUGCAGCUGAGGAGAUAAUGAGCCAACAAGGAGAGAGACAGAGCAGUAAUCCAUCGCGUCAUUCUACUUCUAUUGGGAAACCACAUUUUGCUGCAACGAUACUUGCUUCGAGGUUUGCUAAGAACACGAGGAAGACGGCUCAUAAGUUGAAAGACGUUGAGGUACCUAUGCUUCCUAAACCGGAUGAACCUGAUUUCUCUGUGGAUGGAGAUUAACCCGUUUUGAUAUUAAUCAAAAUCUAUUUAAAGUUAGAAAACCAUUUUGUUAAAAAUCAAAACUUUGCUGCUUAAAGUUAAUUUCAAAAAUGGGUAGCAGUUUGUAUAAAUACAUACUACACAUCUGACUUUUUUAUAUUCAGAUUCGAGAUUGUUUUUAUCAAUUUUUGUAUGAAUUAUAUUCGGAUCAAACAAAAUUGUUAUAAGGAUCUGCAUACAUUAAGUUUAUAUCGAACUAAUAAAUGAAAAACAAACUACCAAUAAAAAUAAAGAAAGCUAAAAAACAACCUAUUUAGAGCUGAUUCUUUCAUUAAGACAGUAAAAACUCCAUAAAAGAAUAGUAGUAUUAAAACUAUAAUACCCCAUCUGUUCCAAAAAGAUGUAUAUUUUAGAAUUUUCACACUUAUUAAAAAAAUAUAUUAAAUUUAGUUACCAAUGUAAUAUUUUCAUAAUUAAUUAUUCUCUAUGACUUUUAACCAAUACAAUUUUAAUAUAUACUAUUAUAUUUUUAAAAUUUUACAAUUUAUCAUUAAUUAAUGCUUUAAAAAAAAUAUAUAAAUUUUUUUAAUGAAAAUUUAUUCUACAAUAUGUUUUUUGGAAUGGAGGAAGUAUUUUAUAAAUUAAAUUAAUCAUAAAAUUUCAUAUAUUAACAUGUUUUUAUGUGAAGUAAGAAUAAUAAUUGUUUUUACUGUUAAUAUGUUAAAUACAUUUUAUAAGCUUGUUUUUUCAUAUUAUUCUUAUAAAAUUAGUUAGAAUAAAAAGUAUAUGCAUCGUACAUAUGUGUUAAAGGCAAUUAUGAAUGGAUUCCGUUGUGCCGAUGGGUCAAGUGUAACUACGAUGUAUCUCACCAUAGAGGCUCCCAACCCUCAGGUAUGGGUCGGAUUAUUCGAAACCAUUUAGGCAAUGUACAUGAAUGUGGUAUGGAUAAAUUUGAAGGACGUCACACAGUGGAAGAAGGAGAAUCAACGGCAUUGAUUUGGGCUGUGCAAGCUACAUUUUCCUUGGGUUACAAGAAAGUUAUUUUUGAAGGAGAAAAUAUCCAUGUGAAUAAAUGCAUCAAGGGUCAAGCUUUCAACUUACGCCUUCCUCAAUUUAUUCAUACCAUCGCAGCUUGGAAGAAUCAUUUUGAAACAACUCAAUUUGUUUAUAGGAAUCAAGCCUCAAACUCAUGUGCUGAUCUAUUAGCUAGGAAAUCAAUUAAUUCUGAAAAUCUAUGAGU
Messenger RNA from Brassica napus (rape), 4495 nucleotides. Its product is annotated as probable cyclic nucleotide-gated ion channel 14. The transcript is spliced from 7 exons. Gene Ontology annotation, biological process: transmembrane transport; potassium ion transport. The record is from RefSeq and is a predicted model, not a curated record. Bases 1090 to 3276 code for a protein of 728 amino acids. NCBI's taxonomy places the organism in Eukaryota, Viridiplantae, Streptophyta, Magnoliopsida, Brassicales, Brassicaceae. Gene Ontology annotation, cellular component: membrane. Gene Ontology annotation, molecular function: voltage-gated potassium channel activity.